CUUCCUUGUUUUGGAAAUCAAACUUUGGCAGCAAAUUUCUCAAAUUUUAGAAGAUAAACCUGUCAAUAACUAAACUCCAGCUUUUCCCUCCAUUUGGGGUGAACAAACCAGAAAAAGGCUACUGUUGAGAGUGUUCAGUAUUCAAAGUACACACAAAUAUUUGUGCUAGUGUGCUAGUCAUGACUCUUGGAUGCAGGUUCUUGUGCCCAUUGCAUCAACUAUUUAGAACUGGUGCUUUUUUAUUCUGUUUAGUUAUCACAUCAAGUUGGAGACAGAAAUUAUUAUGAAGUGUCCUGACUUUGAAAUUGUGUGGCCAGCAACGGCUGAUGGUGUUCAUUGAAAAUUGCAGAAGAUUCUCAUUUAAAGGCAAAAUAUGGGUUUCCUCCACUCUUCCACAUCUGCCUGUUGAACAAGGCCCCUCAUGAAAAUAUUCCUUCUUUGCUUUACAUCCCUGCAAAUAUUCUCAAAGAAUUUAUUCUUUGCUUUUAUUAAAGUGAUUCUUUUCACACUAUAAAAGCCAAAAGCCUAAAAUCUACCACCAGAAAAAAAAUUCUGAAAAUUUUCAGGUUGUAAAUCUGCAAUGACAAGUUGCAGAUUGCUUGAAGUUCAUACAGAAGAUCAAACUCCACAUAAAUGGAGUGUUUCAUUAACUGAAGAACUGUUCAAAAAGUUAUUCUCUCAGGGAACUCCAAUCCUCCAUAAGAUAUUUGGUGAAGGAUCAUUAUUCAGUCCAUUGUUGUUUGGAAAAUUUUUUGAUCCUUCAGAUGCCUUUCCACUGUGGGAAUUUGAGUCUGAUAUAUUGUUAUCUAAUCUUCGGAGCUCUGGCAAGACUAGCGUUGAUUGGUUUCAGACAGAUGAAGCUUAUGUAUUAAAAGCAGAGCUACCAGCAGGAGUUGGGAUAAACACAGUACGUGUGUAUGCUGAAAAUGGGAAGAUUGUGGAAAUUAGUGGGCAAUGGAAGCAGCAAAAAGAGUCGAAAGCAAAAGAUUGGAGAAGUGAGCACUGGUGGGAACAUGGGUACGUUAGAAGGCUUGAGCUCCCAGAAGAUGCAGAUUGGAAGAAAAUCCAGGCAUAUGUAAACAAUGAUAUAUUUCUUGAAGUAAGAAUUCCCAAGAACACUUUGGAUUGUGACACUGAUGACACUAAGGCCAAAAAUUCUGAUCGAGUGUAAAUUGAUAUAAGUAUAGUUUUGAUUUGCCAAGAACAUGUUAAUCCUGAUAUUUUAUAUCAUAAGCAUAGAAUGCUACACAGGCGAUAGUAUAGUUAACAGUUGAUUCGUAAA
Molecule: messenger RNA, 1282 nt
Organism: Hevea brasiliensis (rubber tree)
Lineage: Eukaryota; Viridiplantae; Streptophyta; Magnoliopsida; Malpighiales; Euphorbiaceae
Product: 21.7 kDa class VI heat shock protein
Exons: 2
Coding region: 581-1171 (196 amino acids)
Source: RefSeq, a predicted model, not a curated record